Ambispora leptoticha is the source of this 706-nucleotide messenger RNA. The record is from the annotation of a GenBank genome assembly. NCBI's taxonomy places the organism in Eukaryota, Fungi, Glomeromycota, Glomeromycetes, Archaeosporales, Ambisporaceae.
CCGCUUAUUCCUAACCAAAACGGCUACAACAGAGCUAGUUAUCUGGCUGAAAUCAAUAAUUCCAUUGAUCAAGUCCAACGGCUUCUCUACCUGAUUUUAGCUGAACAGGUUCAUUUGACCAUUAUCCUUAGAUUAAUACGACUCUUGGUUCUCAUAGGUCUAAACGAAUCCACUUCUGCAAGCAAGGUCUUUAAUACUUUUAAAUACUGGGAUAAAACUUUGAGAGACAAAAUAUUUUCUUCAAAACUCAUGAAAUACUUGAACGAAAAUUAUAUGGGUCGUCUUGCGAUCACUCUUCACAACGAUCUCAAGGAAACAGGUUGCGACUCAUUGGUAAUCCUCCAUUAUCCUUGGGAAGGCAUGUCAAAAUUUUCUAAUUUGGAGCAAUAUGGGAUUGUGAAGCUUAAGUAUACCUCUGUUGAGCAGUUUCAUUCUGCUCUUCGAGACAUCAUCGCACCAAUAGCUACUGAAGAAAGUGAUGCUUCAGAUAUCUCAAUAAAACAAUUUCCAGAUAAUCGUAAGCAGCAGAAUAAUGUAUUAACGCCAACCGCUUUUAUGAACGAGCAUGAUCAGAACAGUGAAAAGCUUGAAAUUUCCAAAGAAACCCCCCAAGAGUCAGCCACAGAAAUCCAAGCUUGGUUUCGUCAGAUUCACGAUUCUUCUGAGGCCAAAGAAUCUGCUAUUAAAAUUCAAGUCUGGUUUCGCC